UUAGUCAAAGCACGCUACCGUAUUACGGAGACGAUGGGCGCCGACGACGGCGAUCUCCAGGCGGCGGCGAAGGUGGCGACGCCGGCAUGUGGUUCGACAGUAUUGGCGCCGCACGACGCCGUCGACGACGACGUAGGCGAGAUCAUUGUCCCCGCGCCCGCGGCCUCGCUGCCGCUGGAGACGAGGUGGCCGCCGUUCCCGCUCCGCCAGCUGGGCGGCUUCUGGAUGCCGGAGUCCCUCCUGCCGACCGUCGAGGCCCUCCGCGCCGGCUUCGUGCCGAGGCCCAACGACGUGCUGCUCGCCAGCUUCCCCAAGUCCGGCACCAGCUGGCUCAAGGCGCUCGCCUUCGCGGCCGCGAACCGCGCGGCGCACCCGCCCUCCGGCGCCGACCACCCGCUCCGCCGUCGCAACCCCCACGACUGCGUCGAGUUCUUCGAGAUGAGCCCCGAGCAUCCUGCCAGCGGUGGCGGCGGCGGCGGCGACGUCACCGUGGACGACGCGUUAGAGGACGCGUCGCCGCCGCGCGUGCUCGCCACCCACCUGCCACACUCCAUGCUUCCCGAGCGCAUCACCCACGACGACGACGCCGGGUGCCGGAUCAUCUACAUCUGCAGGGACCCCAAGGACACGCUGGUCUCCUUCUGGUUCUUCUCCAAGAAGAUGGCGGCGACCAUGGGGGUUGACCCAGGGCCGUCGUUCACGUUCGAGGAGGCCUUCGAGCUCUUCUGCGGCGGCAACUGCACCGGCGGCCCGCAGUGGCGCCACGUCUUCGAGUACUGGGAGGCGAGCCGGAGGAGCCCCGGCAAGGUGCUGUUCCUCAGGUACGAGGAGAUGCUGCGGUCGCCGGCGAGCAACCUGAGGAGGAUGGCGGAGUUCAUGGGGUGCCCGUUCACCGCGGAGGAGGAGGAAUCCGGUGUGGCGGACGCCAUCGUCAGGCUCUGCAGCCUCGAUGAGCUGAGGAACCUGGAGGUGAACAGGAGCGGCACCGACGCUCUGGGGCUGAAGAACGAAGCCUACUUCAGGAAAGGGGUCGCCGGCGACUGGCGCAACCAUAUGACGCCGGAGAUGGCGGCGAGGCUGGACAAGAUCGUCGACGAUGCCACACGUGGCUCUGGGUUAAGCCUCACUAACUCCGUGUAUGCAUCAAAUUAGAUGUCUUAAGUAAUCCCUCCGUCUCCUAUUACAAAUCACCUUUUAAAGAAUACCUCGUACGUCUAUCUGGUUGUCUCCCGUAUUUAAUAUAUUAUUUUUAUAUUUUGUAUUUAUUUCAUGUAACCAAUACACGAAGUUUUUCAGUAAAACAGAUCAUAUGCAUCUUAGGAGCACAUACAUAAGCAGUAUAAAAAUAAGAAGAGACGAGAACUAAGUUUUUUUUUAAGUUAAUGAUAUCAAUUACGAUGAUUAAACCAACAUAAAUGCAUAUAGACAAACGCUGUCUCAUUAUUAUACACGCCCUUAGGGAGAGAAAAUAAUCGGAUUGUAAGGUGCUCAAAACCGCUUCCAAUCUGGUUCAUGGAGGUUGGAGGAAACUUUCCACCUAAAUUGGCAGCCUUGCAAGGAGUAGAUUCAAAACAUAGUUAGUUCAGUUAAUUAAGCACUUAGGCUAGCAUGGACUCCUGAAGAAUCAUUCGAACAUUUAAUCUUAGCACCUCCUUAACUUGACACUGAGAAAAAGUUUAUUUUUUAAGCUCAUGUGUAAGCUCUGCGUGGGAGAUGCUCUAAGUUUGUCGUAAGUAAUUAUU
Molecule: messenger RNA, 1742 nt
Organism: Oryza brachyantha (malo sina)
Lineage: Eukaryota; Viridiplantae; Streptophyta; Magnoliopsida; Poales; Poaceae
Product: cytosolic sulfotransferase 5-like
Exons: 1
Coding region: 34-1152 (372 amino acids)
Biological process (GO): sulfation
Cellular component (GO): cytoplasm
Molecular function (GO): sulfotransferase activity
Source: RefSeq, a predicted model, not a curated record